CAACAGCGUACAAAUAUCGUCAGGAAGUUGCGUUAAACGAAAAGACAUACAGUUUCUUAUUGUUAUAUUUAUUAAGAAUACAACUGGCCUGGUAAUAUUUACGUGAAUUAACUAGUUUUGAAGAAAAUCCUAUUAGUUUUUCCAUUAUGGUCAAUUGGAAGUUAAGGAAUUGCGGCCCACUGACAGCCAUAUUGGACUCUCCAGCUCCGGCAAUGGAAACGAUAGUUUCCGGGUACAUUCUACUUCUUUUGAGUACAUGAGGAUGCAGCCCCUAUCCCGACGGUAGGGAUGACCUCCCACAUGGUCUGAUGUUACGUAUCUGGUUUGGUGAGAACCUUGGCUACUAUGUUGCCGGAGCAGAUCAGUGAUUGGGCACGCAGAAUUGGCACCGGAGCAUCGCUAUCAUCUUGAGCGGAAAAUUAGUCCGUAAUUUCGCAACUUGCGCGAAAGGUUGUUCGGAAGGUCGCAGGCAAGGCAGCGCGUGUAUUUGACAUGUCUGAACCAUGGGUUUAUCCUACAGUUUUGUUGUGCGUCUAUGGGUUUUUCUCGAGUAUGAAACCUUCAGAACCUUUUCUUACCGCGUUUUUGAUGGGACCUGACAAGAACCUAACUGAAACAGAGGUUGUCAAUGAAAUUUACCCAGUAUGGACCUAUUCCUAUUUGGCGCUUCUGUUUCCCGUCUUCCUUGCCACGGACUACCUUCGCUACAAGCCCGUGAUAAUCCUGCAGGGGGCCAGCUUCGUGGUGACUUACGCAAUGCUGGUGAAAGCCCAGGGAGUGCUGGCGAUGCAGUUCCUGGAGUUCUUCUACGGGGUCGCCACGGCGACAGAGAUCGCCUACUUCUCCUACAUCUACAGCGUGGUGGACCCGGAGCAGUACCAGAAGGUGACCGGCUACUGCCGUAGCAUCACGCUGGUGGGCUCCGCUGUGGGCUCCCUGGUCGGCCAGCUCCUGGUGUCAGUGGCCGAGGUCCCUCUGCUCUACUUGAGCGUCAUCACUCUGGCGUCGGCGGUCGUGGGGUUUGCAGCCCCAUGGUUCCUGCCUGUGGCCAGCAAGAGCCUGUUCUUCCACCAGAAUGCCCAGGACUCGGAUGAAGAGGGCGUGGAGGAGCCUAUGAACAACACCGCGGUAAUACUGAUGGCGGAGGAGAAUCACUAUAAUGCGGAAAAGGAGGACCUGGACAGUAAUGUUCCACUCAAUGCAAAUGGGCAUGGUGGGGCAGGCAAGGUGAUGAGGCAAGCCAAGGACAGGAAGGUGGGCUUGGUGGAUGUGCUGAAGACUCUGUGGAGUGACUUCCUGCAAUGCUACUCCUCCUGCACGCUUCUGGCCUGGUCAGUGUGGUGGGCACUCUCCACCUGCGGCUACUACCAGGUGGUCAACUAUGCCCAGGCCCUGUGGGAGAAGGUCCUUCCCUCCCAGGAGUUUGAGAUCUACAAUGGCUACGUGGAGACUGUCUCAACACUACUGGGUGCGGUGGCUGCGUUUGGGGUGGGCUUUGUGAAGAUCUCCUGGGCAGCCUGGGGCGAGCUGGCCCUCUGCGUCUUCACCGUGGUCAUUGCGGUGGCAGUGUACCUCAUGGACAUAGUGCGGGACAUAUGGGUGUGCUAUGCCUCCUACGUUGUCUUUAGGGGCACUUACAUGCUGCUCAUUACCAUAGCAACGUACCAGAUAGCUGCUAACCUCAGCAUGAGGCGCUACGCCCUUGUGUUUGGAGUGAACACGUUUAUAGCCUUGUUACUGCAGACUCUGCUCACUUUGAUUGUGGUGGACACCGUUGGGUUGGGCCUUGAUAUUUUCCCACAGUUUCUGAUCUAUGCCAGCUACUUCGCCGUGAUUGCUGUCAUCUUCCUGGUAGCUGGAGUGUAUAAGGUAGUGGUGAGGUGCAGGGGUGAGCGUGCUGGGCAAAUGGAAAGCAAGGAGACCGAGCUGGCUUCGCUAGGGGGCGACUCAUCACCCUACACCCCAGAGGUGGGGGAGACCACAGGAGACCCACUCUCUUCUCAUUACCAAGAGAACUGAGGAACAGUGUUGGAGUUUGGUGAUGAGAAGACAAACUCUUCAUGUGUCUUCGGCUGCUGAUGUGUCAAGCACUUACGUUUUCCAAAUAUGCCUGAUGCUGCUGGAUGAGAGAUCUACUUGAACAAAAUGUUACCAGUUUGCUCUGGGUAGAUAUAGGAAGCCUGUAUUCAGGUUUGUCAACGAAAGGGUCAUUUUUGGUCAUACAUGAAGCCUUUACUUAUUGUAUUUAUUUGCAUAUGAGGACAAUCAACCAUCACUUGGCAUAUGUUCUCUGUAAGUUGUUGCCUUAAGAUGAUACUUGGGCUUGUUGUACAUUACAGAUUGGAGUCAGUAUCCAACAUGUCUAUUCUGAUGAGCACUUAGUUAAAAUAUUCCAAAUGAAGCAAUUCAUUAGCUUGUUUGACACAAGUCAGUAUUUUCAUCUUAAGAUAUAUUUUCUACUGUGAAUAAUAAUGGGCUUGUUGCUUUGUAUCUCCACAUAUAAAAAGUUCACCCUAUGAUUGGAUGACAAGCCUAUUGGUAUGGUUUUGUCUGUCAUAGACAAGCAUGCAUUAUGUUUGAAGAAAAAAACAACUUGCCUAAUGCAAUGUAUGUGGAGCUGUGGAAUGAUAAAUAGGAAACCAAAUUAACCAAAUGCUUGAACCUUGGGCUCAAAAUCCAUUAAGAAUGGUUUUUCCCUGUGAUCUGCGUUUUUAAUUUUUUUAUAUACAGCACCAGUCAAAAGUUUGGACACACCUAC
Megalops cyprinoides (Indo-Pacific tarpon) is the source of this 2758-nucleotide messenger RNA. RefSeq names its product solute carrier family 19 member 2 (gene slc19a2). Gene Ontology annotation, biological process: vitamin transport; transmembrane transport. The transcript has 6 exons. NCBI's taxonomy places the organism in Eukaryota, Metazoa, Chordata, Actinopteri, Elopiformes, Megalopidae. Gene Ontology annotation, molecular function: vitamin transmembrane transporter activity. The record is from RefSeq and is a predicted model, not a curated record. The coding region runs from base 493 to 2019 and encodes 508 amino acids. Gene Ontology annotation, cellular component: plasma membrane.